CUUGUGCUAAGUGCUAAGGCACUGGUCAACCAUUCCACAUCCCCCCACUUCGUCUCGAUACCGCACCUCCUGAGUUCGUUUUGCUUCCCAUGGCGGCUCUUGCCCAAGCUCCUAGCCCAGCAGAAUCCAUCGAUCCACCGACCAGAGACCAUCGCCAAAGUGUGACAGCCGCUGACGGGACUGGAAGAGGAAUGGUGUAUAACUUGGCUUAUUUGGAGCUCCCUAAAUGCGCGUCUUGGAGCCUUCCUGGUGGGUUGUGUGUGCUGCAUGAGCUGGAAGAGUUGGGCUCUUUCUCGUCUGACAAGACUUCCGAGAUUUCUAAGCCUGGCCGUAGUGAUGAAGAGUUUAUUAUGGUGGGCUCAACGUUUCGCAUGGAUGCACACAAUUUGGUCAAAACGGGUUGUGGCUCAGCUAAAUCUGACCUCAGUGUUGGGUUGAUUCUCUACACCUUGGUCACACGCGAUCACAAAAUUAUAAAUAAUGCACCCCUUGGUAAGCCUCACAGUUCUGAAUGCUCAAGGAGACUUGAAGUAUACACUAAUGAUGUAAGCGUAACCGAUAGACAAAAAGGAGAAAAACAUGACGGGAAUACAUUGAAGAGUACUGACGCUCGACUUGCCUUGAAGCGGAAGUCAUGCAAGAAUGACCUUGUGUCCAAAGGAAAUCAUGCACAUCCUGAUAAUGGUUUUGUUACUGAUUCAUCGGGUGAAACUAGUCUCAGCUUGAAUGCUGCAACUGAAACUCCAAUGCAUUAUCGGCCAGAGGGAGGACUCGUCCACAGCGGAGCACCUAGCCACCCUGCAGCUGCACAGGAAUCAGGCACAACACCACUGACCAAGACGCCCGGGGCCGCCUGGCUGGUUGCAUCUUCUGCCGCGAAUCACAUGACCGGCGACCUGAGCCAGCUGACGGAUUGCAUGCCCGCACCGGCCGAUCUCGUCGUCCAGGUUCCGAGCAUGGGACCAAGGCAAGUCCAAGACAUUGGGUCACUGAACACUCGGACAAUGUGUCUCCAGAAUGUGUACUACGUCCCUGGGCUCGACAAGAACCUGGUCUCCAGCAGCCAGCUCGCCAAACUUGGCUACACCAUCACCCUCGGUCCUUCGGAGUGCCGCGUCACCAAGAAUGAUCAGGGCCACACCCUUGUGGGGAAAGCUCAUUUCACCGAUGAUUACCUGUUCGAGCUGGACUUCCUCAGGGUUCCUCCCUCCACCAACUGAUGGUGCCCUGCCUGCCAUCUAUCGACUGUGUGGUCGUCACUGCCUACAUCAUAGAGGUUGGAGAGUAAUGAUGAAUAUAUGCAUACAUGCCGCAGUCUUGUUGUAAUAAUUACAUAUAAUGUGGAUGAUUAUGUCGUGAGAUUGGAGUGUUUUUAGAUAGUUACUGUGAUUUUCAGUACUCUACAUUCAUUAUACCCAGAACAUGCCAAUCUAACUACUCCUAUGUUGAAUCCAUGAAUGGCAUGUUUUGUUACAUGUUCAGUCUGUACUGCAAGAGGCUGUGUGUACUGGUCA
This is a messenger RNA of Triticum aestivum (bread wheat), 1514 nucleotides long. RefSeq lists its product as uncharacterized. The record is from RefSeq and is a predicted model, not a curated record. The transcript has 7 exons. NCBI's taxonomy places the organism in Eukaryota, Viridiplantae, Streptophyta, Magnoliopsida, Poales, Poaceae. The coding region runs from base 90 to 1220 and encodes 376 amino acids.